Molecule: messenger RNA, 2974 nt
Organism: Anolis carolinensis (green anole)
Lineage: Eukaryota; Metazoa; Chordata; Lepidosauria; Squamata; Anolidae
Gene: ccdc32
Product: coiled-coil domain containing 32
Exons: 4
Coding region: 152-682 (176 amino acids)
Biological process (GO): cilium organization
Source: RefSeq, a predicted model, not a curated record
GAGAAAGCGUGCUGUGUCCCCGCCUUAUUCGCUGAUUGGCUAGUUUGGUGCAAAUAUUCCCUGCCUUUUUGCAGAGGGCUGCUGAAGCGCCUUCGCUUUGUAGCAUUUGUUUGAAGGCGAAGGAGCGUUGGCCUCCCAGGGUUUCACCAUUAUGAUCAUGAUUGAAAGCAUUGACUCCAUAGUCACUAUUUCCAGCCAGGACUUAUGGGCUGAAAUAUGUUCGUCGCUGCCACAUCCAGACCAGAAUGAAGAGUCUAACAAUGCCUUCGCAGAUUCCUUCGCAGACUGUUAUGUCCAAAAUGACGUCAUGGAGACCUCUUACCAAGCGGCAGACCUGAAGCCUUGGGCACCACUGAAGGAUUCUGAGAUUUAUUUGGCAUCUUUAGAGAGAAGAUUAAUGAGAAUAAAGGGUUUGUCUCAGGAAGUGACCUCCAAGGAUAUGCUGCACACGCUUUCUCAAGCUAAGAAAGAAUGCUGGGACAGAUUUCUGCAGGAAAAAUCAGAAUCUGAUUUUUAUAUGGAGGGAAUUGAUUCAGACGAGAGCACCCUGGAGCACUUGAAGCGUUGGUUGCAGCCUGAUAAAGUUGCUGUCAGCAGUGAGGAAAUACAGUAUUUGAUUCCCCUUGAAGCUCGUGUUGAGAAGCAAGAGAGUGAAGAAGAAGCCAUGGCUGUGGAACAGUGAAAUGUAGUCAAACCUUGCCUCCAAGACAGUUACUGGCAGCGUUUGUUAAAACAGCAAGAGAAGGGAAGUGCCAACAAUUGGCUGAGGUAGACCGAUUGUUGUCUGCUCAGUAGCUUUUGCCCCUCUCCCACUUUCUAGCUUACAGUAGCUAUUCCAUUUUGAAUGUAUAUAUUGUCACUUAGACAUAUGUAAUCUGUGAAGACGACUGAAGGCAAUGAAUGCAGAUUUGAGACAUUAGAUUGAUUGGAACUGAGCAUUCAAGUUAAAGAGUCAGCUCAUUCACUUGGAUUCUCUCCUGUUAUUGUUUGUUUGUGUUGGCAUCAUUCCCAGAUAAUUUUUGUAGUAUUUUUGUAGUAUUGUUUCUGAAGUAUGCUUUAUGCCAUCUUCGUUUGUAUUGUCAGCUGGCUCAACACAGCCUCAGAAUGUGCAGAAAUCUGCCAUUCAAAUUCUAUUGUAGGGGAAACAUUUUACUCUUCCUUUCUUCCUUCCAUCAUGGAGAGGAACCUCUGAUCCAUCAGCCCACAAAGGUUCACCGCAGCCACACAGGGCCACCACAUGACAUUCCUCUUCUUCCCAACUAGCUGAGAGAAGAACAUCCACCCUGAUCUGUGAUCAUAGAUAACAGGGAUCUUCUUUUCUAUGGCCUCACUUGACACGUGCAGACAUCAGUUGAGUCUUGACGUGAGGAUCUAGGCAGUUUCUGAGACCAUUUGCCACCCCUUUCCUGCACAGUGUAUUGUGUAAUGGAGGAGCAAAGCUAAGCCAGGUAAAGAAAUGUCAUCCAAUACUUCAGCCACACAACCUCACAACAUCCAGCAUUAGAAACCAUCAUUCUUGCAAAUAUAGUUUCUCAGCAUAUAAUUCUUUAAUGGAUAAUUAGUAAGGUUGAAAGUCCCUGUGACAAACAGUUGUGAACAUCUUUCCUAUAACUUGCACCAUCCCAAAAGACAGAUUUUCCCUGGUAAAGUGAAAAGCAGCUGGGCGUCUGUUUUGAAUGUUCCUGUGCUCAUUAUCUGUAGUUAUAUAACAAAACAUUCAUGUGACAAUGAGAUAGUUUCAACCUUAAAUAAAUGAAGCACUUCCUAGGAAGCGAGAAAAAAACUCCUUUGUGUUAAUAUUGUUCUUGUUCCCAUAAAGAAACAGUCUUUGAAAUCAGUACUAGUACUUCAUGAAGAGUUUAGAUUUCUCCAAAAUAACUGUUCCAUAGCCAGGAAGUAGAGCUGUUUCAAGCAAAACAAAAAUCCCUACUUUCCUCUCUUUUGGAGUUCAAUUUCCAUUCAAGUGUAAUAAAAUUAAUUUUUAUUACAGUAUUCCUUUAAUCUUUUCCCCAUUCAGAAAAAGUUGAGUUUUCUAUGUAAAUGUUGUAACUUCAGCGUAUUUGGCGCUGUAUGCACAGGUGCAUUUCCUUCUGUGCAAUCACUACUGAUAUAAGGAUAUGGAACAAGAGAAUGGUUAAUUACAAACUACAGUAGAGUCUCACUUAUCCAACGUAAACGGGCCGGCAGAAUGUUGGAUAAGCGAAUAUGUUGGAUAAUAAGGAGAGAUUAAGGAAAAGCCUAUUAAACAUCAAAUUAGGUUAUGAUUUUAUGAAUUAAGCACCAAAACAUCAUGUUAUACAACAAAUUUGACAGAAAAAGUAGUUCAAUAUGCAGUAAUGCUAUGUAGUAAUUACUGUAUUUAUGAAUUUAGCACCAAAAUAUCACGAUGUAUUGAAAACAUUGAUUACAAAAAUGCGUUGGAUAAUCCAGAACGUUGGAUAAGCGAGUGUUGGAUAAGUGAGACUCUACUGUAUUCAGAAUAAAUGUAGGGAUUCUGAAGGCUGUAGUCUUGCUCCAUCUGCAUGAUAUCCCUUCAAAUAUUGAAAAAUAUUGCUUCUCAUGCGCUGAUCAACCUGGGCUGAAAAUCCACUUCAGAGGUGUUUUCAGUACUGAGUUUUAUUUAUAUUACAAUAUUUAUAUCCCUCCCUUCUCACCCAACAGGGGACUUAGGGCGGCUUACAAUAAAACACACAUAUAAAAACUGUACAAUACACUAUAAAUCAGUUUAAAAAUUAACUUACAUAAGACAUUCAUAAAACGCAUAAAAUACAAAUAGGCGUGUUCAAGUUUAAAAGACUGGGUCUGUCAAUUGAGUUCCAGCGUACAUCAUAGUAAUUAAUGCUAUUGAUUCUUAUUCGAAAGCCUGGCCCCACAACCAAGUUUUAUUUGAUGUGAUACUCACUUAAUCCAAAAUCAAACAUAAUUUCAUCUUGCUUUCAUGGGGUUAAACGUAGAAUAAAAGUGUUGCUUUUUA